Messenger RNA from Cordyceps militaris CM01, 1458 nucleotides. RefSeq names its product Carbohydrate-binding domain family 9-like protein. NCBI's taxonomy places the organism in Eukaryota, Fungi, Ascomycota, Sordariomycetes, Hypocreales, Cordycipitaceae. The coding region runs from base 1 to 1458 and encodes 485 amino acids. The record is from RefSeq and is a predicted model, not a curated record. The transcript has a single exon.
AUGGUGCGAAUGCCGCAGUUUAGGCAGGCGGCUGCCCUCGCCGCCAUCGCAACAUUGGGCAGCACCGUCGCCGCCCGCGCAAGCCCUCACGGCAGCGACGCGCAUCGCGACGACACGCCCGCCAUCGCGCAGUUCUGCAUCGACGGCUCGGCGGCCCACGGUCCUCGGUUCUGCAUGGCCGCCAAGAUGUACCACAACCACUCGACGUCGGCGCACGACAUGCUCGUCACCGUCGAGGUGAGCCGGCCCGCCGACGAGACGCUCGCCAGCGCCGGCUGGCUCGCCAUCGGGUCCGGCGCCGUCAUGUCCGGGUCGCUCAUGUUUGUCGUCUACGGCGAUCCCCUCACGCAGCGCGGCCCGUUUGUGAGCGCCCGCGGCGUCCAGCUCGGCCACGGCCACGCCCAGCCAGACGUGCUCUCGCGCGACGACCCGAGCCAGAACCACGGCGUGCUCGUGCAGCAACUCGGCGCCGGCGCGUGGAGGGCCGGCGAGAACGGCACGCAUAUCGGCGUGGUGCGGUUUGCCUGCUAUGGCUGCACCGCCUGGCAGGGCCAUGCCGUCGACCCCGAGGAGACCUCGCAGCCAAUGAUCUGGGGCUUCAACGAGGACGAGGACAUGGCCCCCUACGCGUGGGAGCAGCCGCUGCGCAAGCACGUCGGCAUUAACGGCUGGGGCAACUUUUAUGCCAAUCUUCGCGCCGCCUCGACCCAUCAUGCCACCGGCCCGCCGGCCGUCAUCCAGGGCCAUGACAGAAUCAACGCGGCUGCCACGCACAUUCUCGUAAAGAAGCCUUCCUUUUUUCAGAAGCUCGGAGAGCGUCCCGCCGCCUACGCCCACGGCUUUGUCAUGCUCAUCGCCUUUCUUGCUCUCUUCCCGCUCGGCGUGGUCGGCAUCCGCUCUGGUCUUGCCAAAGCUUUCAAGUACCAUUGGAUGAUGCAGGCUUCCGCCAUGUGCUUUGCCACUGUUGGCGCCGCGCUCGGCAUAUACAUGAGCCGUGAGAACCUCUUCGGCUCCGUGCACCAGCGGAUUGGCCUGGCCGUCUUUGCGCUUCUAUUCGCGCAGGCGGCGUCGGGGUGGUGGCACCACGUGCGGUUCGUCAAGAUUCGACGCCGCACCUGGGUGUCAUACGCCCACAUGUCGCUCGGCUGGGGCAUCCUGGUCGGCGGCUGGGCAAACGCUGUGACAGGCUCGAUGCUUUUCGGUCUGGGAAGACUGGGACUGUUCCUGCUGGUAGUGCUCAUUGCGACCGAGCUCAUGGCACUAGGGGUUUUUGUCUAUAUUGCCAAAAGAAAGUCCCAGCAGGAGCAGGCCAAGUCCAGGGCUAAUGCUACAGACUGGCGAGAUGCGGACAACGAAGAGUACUUUGCGUUGGACGACGCAGAAAGUGAUGAGGAUGCAGAUGAUGAAUCGGGUAGAAAAUCCGACGAAAAGCUACGACCAGCCAAGUAUCAUAAAUGA